Cladophialophora yegresii CBS 114405 is the source of this 1491-nucleotide messenger RNA. Its product is annotated as hexokinase. The record is from RefSeq and is a predicted model, not a curated record. Bases 1 to 1491 code for a protein of 496 amino acids. Gene Ontology annotation, molecular function: glucokinase activity; ATP binding; mannokinase activity. The transcript has 2 exons. NCBI's taxonomy places the organism in Eukaryota, Fungi, Ascomycota, Eurotiomycetes, Chaetothyriales, Herpotrichiellaceae. Gene Ontology annotation, biological process: glycolytic process; glucose 6-phosphate metabolic process; intracellular glucose homeostasis. Gene Ontology annotation, cellular component: mitochondrion; cytosol.
AUGGCGCUGGAAGCCGAGGCCAAGCGCAUGGUUGCGCAGUUCGAAUACUCCGCAGAAGAGGUGAACAAAGGCGUGAGAGAGUUCGUCCGGGAGAUGGAGGAGGGAUUGGCGAAGCAGGGGACAUCCAUAAGUCAGAUCCCAACAUAUGUCACCUCCGUUCCUAACGGCACCGAGAAGGGUGUCUAUCUGGCCGUUGACCUAGGCGGCACCAACUUCAGAGUAUGCUCCGUCACGCUGCACGGGAAUCAGUCGUUCUCGUUGCAGCAGUCGAAAGUCCCUGUCCCUCGUGCUCUGAUGGAAGCCAAAACCUCCCACGAACUCUUCUCGUUUCUGGCCAAACAAAUCGAGGCCUUUCUCAAGACACACCACCUGGACCAUUUCGAGAAACACAAGGCACAGCCGGGUGAGGUGGAUUACUUCGACCUGGGCUUUACUUUCAGCUUUCCUGUCAACCAAGUCGGCAUCAACAAGGGCAAACUGAUGCGCUGGACAAAGGGCUUCAACAUUGACGAAGCUUUGGGACAGGACGUUUGCGAGCUGCUACAAAAAGAGAUAGAUUCUCUUGGCCUUCCUGUGCGAGUUGCAGCUCUGGUCAAUGACACAGUCGGCACCCUCAUGGCAAGAUCAUACACUUCUCCCGGCAAGACCAGUACGCUGAUUGGUGCCAUCUUCGGCACUGGAACCAAUGGUGCAUAUGUUGAGAAGUUGGACAGGGUGAAAAAAAUGAAGGAGAUCGACGAUGCCACCGGAGGUGCAGCAAACUACGACGCAACGACUGGGCUCAUGGUCAUCAACACGGAAUGGGGCAGUUUCGACAACCCUCUCAAAGUCCUUCCCAAUACUCAGUAUGACAUUGAUCUCGACAAGGAGUCGGUGAACCCGGGCAUCCAGAUGUUCGAGAAGCGCGUGUCCGGCAUGUUCCUGGGCGAGAUCCUGCGGCGAGCUCUGCUGAGUCUAUAUCAGCAUCCAGAUGCCGGAGUGGCGUUGUUCAAAGACGAAUCGUCGCAUACCAACGAUAUUAGGAGUACCACAACGGUUGCCGACGACAGUCCUCUAUUUAAGCAGUGGGGGAUUGACACGUCGUUUCUGUCUAUUGUCGAAGAAGACCAGUCGGACCAUCUGCGCAUCACCAAGCAGGUGCUGGAGAAAGAGCUGAAAGUUGAGGCUGCUUCCACCGAGGAUUGUGUGGCGGUGAAGAUGUUGGUGCACGCGAUCGGUAAGCGCGCAGCAAGACUGGCUGCAGUUGCACUUGGUGGCGUGGUGCUGUCGACCAACAAACUACAAGAAGAUGAGACUGUGGACAUCGGCGUGGAUGGCAGUCUGGUCGAAUACUAUCCUGGCUUCGAGGAGUACAUACGAGAAGCAUUCAGGGAGAUUGAGGGCAUCGGGGAGGAGGAGAAGCGGAUAAGGAUUGGACUGGCGAAGGAUGGUAGUGGUCUGGGAGCUGCUCUCAUCGCCCUGGUCGCCCACAACGCAGAGCAGCCACUGUAG